Messenger RNA from Callorhinchus milii (elephant shark), 6277 nucleotides. RefSeq names its product structural maintenance of chromosomes flexible hinge domain containing 1 (gene smchd1). Gene Ontology annotation, cellular component: chromosome. Lineage: Eukaryota; Metazoa; Chordata; Chondrichthyes; Chimaeriformes; Callorhinchidae. The transcript is spliced from 48 exons. Gene Ontology annotation, biological process: chromosome organization; double-strand break repair. Gene Ontology annotation, molecular function: ATP binding; protein binding. The record is from RefSeq and is a predicted model, not a curated record. Bases 6 to 6113 code for a protein of 2035 amino acids.
CCCUAAUGAAGAUGGCGGCGGCCGCCGAGAGCCAACCGCCCCCACCGCAGCCAGAGCCAGAGGCAGAGCCAGGGCCAGGCGGCAACCAGAGGAAGGUCUUCAUCUUCGACCGGCGCCUCGGCAACUCCUCGGAGAAGACGGAGGACGUCGGCGAGCAGUGCACUUACCAGGAGUUCAGGAGCUCCGUGUGCCGGCUUUUUGACAUUAAACCAGAAGAAACAUUUGUAAUUACAACAACUACUAGGAACGAAAUCAAAGAUAAAAAUUUCGACAAAAGCGUUCAGAAUGGCACAACUUUGUAUGUGCUUCACUCAGUGGACCAAAUGCUGCCAUCGGCAACAAGAGAACGAAUUGAAUUUCUUCCUCACUACGAUACAUUGGUUAAAAGUGGCAUGUAUGAAUACUAUGCCAGUGAGGGCCAAACUCCUUUACCAUUUGCCUUUGCAGAAUUGGUAGAUAAUUCUUUGUCCGCAACAGCGAAUACUAAAGGAGUUAGAAACAUACAGAUCAAGCUAUUAUUUGAUGAAUUGCAAGGUAAACCAGCAGUAGCUGUAAUUGAUAAUGGGAGAGGAAUGACAUCUAAACAGCUUAAUAACUGGGCAGUGUAUAGGCUUUCCAAGUUCACCAGAACUGAUGAAGACAUUGAAAGUGACCAUUCAGGGUAUGUUCGUCCACCUAUGGUGCCUCGAAGCCUCAAUAGUGACAUUUCCUACUUUGGUGUUGGUGGGAAGCAAGCAGUUUUCUUCAUUGGUCAAUCAACUAGGAUGAUAACCAAGCCUGUAGAUUCCCAAGAUGUGCAUGAAUUCAUACUUUCCAAGGAUGAUUUUGAAAUGAAGGAAAAAAACAAAGAAGCUAUAUACAGUGGCUUUAUCAGGAACCGAAAGGCAACUGAUUCAUUCCAUAUCACCAACGAUGAUGAACGAUUCCUUCAUGGCCUCAUUUUGGAAGAAAAAAAUAAGGAGAGCUUUACUGCAGUGAUUAUCACAGGUGUUCAGGUAGUCCAUAUACAGUAUCUGAAGAACUACUUUCAUCUCUGGACAAGACAGUUAGCCCACAUAUACCACUACUACAUUCAUGGACCUAAAGGAAAUGACAUGAGGGGUACAACAAAAGAAGUGGGAUCUUACAACAACAUCGAUAUAGAGAUCUCAAUGUUUGAAAAGGGAAAAGUUCCAAAGAUUGUGAAUCUAAGAGAAAUAAAAGACGACAUGCAAACUCGCUUCAUCAACACUGCUUCUGACAGCUUUGAGUUUAAAGCACACGUAGAAGGAGAAGGUGUUGUAGAAGGAAUAAUACGUUAUCAUCCUUUCCUCUAUGAUAAAGAAACUUAUCCAGAAGAUCUGAGCUGUCCAUUGAAUGUGAUGGAUGAUGAAGAUGAAGACUGCUUUUCUGUUGAUAAAGCUGCAAGAGGGAAAAGGCCAAUAUUUGAAUGUUUUUGGAAUGGAAGAUUAAUUCCGUACACCACAGUGGAAGACUUUGAGUUUUGUGCUCCUCCCAAAAAAAGAGGAUUGGUACCACUAGAAUGUUACAACAGGAUCUCGGGUAUACUUUUCACCAAUGAUAAAUUUCAGGUCAGCACCAACAAGUUGACGUUCAUGGAUCUAGAACUGAAGCUGAAGGAUAAGAACACUCUUUUCACACGUGUUGUGAAUGGCCAGGAGCAACGGAUGAAAAUAGACAGAGAAUUUGCUAUGUGGCUCAAAGAAUGCCAUGAAAAAUAUGACAAGCAAAUAAAGUUCAGUGGCUACAGAGGCACAAUUGUAAGGUCUGAUUUGCCAUCUAAAAGAAUGCAGGCUCCUUGGGCUGUAUAUGCAGCGAUUGAGUGGGAUGGAAAAACAUUCAAAACAGACCAGUUGGUUAAAACCAUUAAAACAGUGCCAAUAAUCUAUGGAAGCAUAGUUCGUUUUCUUCUUUACGGUGACCACGAAGGUGAUGUGUUUUCAACUGGAGGAGAAGUUCAGAUAGUUGUGGAACCCAAAGCCUUAUACGAUGAAAAGAAAACCAUUCCAAUUUCUAAACUGGAUAGAACUGCAGCUGUUUUUAUGAUCAAGAAAUACAUAGAAGAUGAAAUGGCAAGGCUCCCUGACAAACUGUCUGUAACUUGGCCAGAAGGAGAUGAACUUAAUACAAAUGAAACCAGACCAGCAGGGGUACCCAUAGGUGCAAUGAGGAUAGAAAUUUUAAAUAAAAGGGGUGACACUAUGCAAAAACUUCCAGGAACAGUCCAGGGUGGAUCUAAAAAGCUGCUGGUUGAACUGAAAGUCAUCUGGCACUCUUCCACCGGUGACAAGGAAAUAGUUUCUCACAUCAGUCAGCAUGGUGGUAAAUGGCCAUACUGGUUCAAAAAGAUGGAAAAUAUCAAUAAACUUGGAAACUAUAUGCUGAAACUGCAAGUGGUGUUGAAUGAAAGUAAUGCAGACAAAUAUGCAGAAAGGCCACUACCAAAUAGGAUUUUCAAAUUCACUGUCACAGAGGGCAAACCUGAUAAAUUUACAGUCGGAUUGCUGGAUCCUCCGUUUCGGAUUGGAGUUCCUUUCAACAUUCCUCUGGACUUGCAAGAUGAAUUUGGGCAUUCCACAAAAAUGUCUUUUGGUAUCAAGCCAAUUCUGGAGGCAAGUGGAUUGGAGCUGCGAAAUGAAGGCUUUAUGUCAAAAGGGUCCACCUACAUUAUUAAAGGUGCAACAGCCAAGGGCCAUGUGAACAAUUGCCAAGGCAAGAACUUUAGUCUUAAAGUAAUUUUGCCUGGAUUGAAAGAAGAUUCGCAAACAUUAAAAAUUAGGCUUUUGCCUGGGCCACCUCGUGAGCUCAGGGUACACCCUAGUUCUAGCAAAGUAGUCAUUGAAAAUGGCACAGUCUUUCCUUUCCAAAUUGAUGUGUUGGAUCAAGCAAAAAAUAUUACAGCACAGCCAAAGUUGGUGAUUCAUUGUAAGUUUCUGGGUGCACCAAACCUGCCUGUUUAUACAGUGGACUGCAGCAACACUGGUACAGGAAUCUUAACUGGCCCCGUGAUACACGUACAGAAUAUUAAGAAGGACCAAACAUUGAGAGCGAGGUUUGAGAUUCCGAGCUGUAAAGAUGUGUCACCAGUGGAGAAGAUAAUCAAAUUGCUUCCUAGCACUCAUGUAGCCAAACUCCAGAUCUUUGUCCAGGAUGGAGUGAAAGCUGUUCCCAUCAAACAUCAGGAGGAAAUCAACUGGAUUGCUGCUGACAUCAUUCACCAUCUUAUCUUUCGAAUGUAUGAUGAGGGUGACCGGAAAAUUGUAAUAACUACAGCACUGGCUGAGAAAAUCAAGGUCAACUGGACACCACGGAUAAAUAAAGAACAUUUGAUUCAAGGAUUAUUGCCUGACGUAAAAGUGCCAAGCUCUGUUAAGGAUGUACGAUACUGUCAAGUCUCAUAUCAAGAUGAUCAUGUUUCACUGGAAAGUGCCUUUACAGUCAGACCACAGCCAGAUGAUCCCAAGCUUCUGAAAUGUACCUUGAAAGGAUUAAGUACUGUGCAGAUGGGUGAACAAUUACAAGGAGUAAUAUAUGCAAUAGUCACUGAUCGCCAUGGAAAUCAGAUUCAGUCACUGAACUCCUCCUGUAUAAAUGUAUUGGGAAUAGCUGGAGAUGGACUUGACAAAUCUAAACUGAAUGUUACUUGGCAGGAAAGUAACCAAUCCAUGGUUAUUCGAGGAAUAAUGUUUUCACCUGGAAUCACUGGUCAAAAAGAACUUUGCUUUGCUUGGCGUGACUUUGUGGAUUAUGUAAGAAUUCAUCUGACUGCAGGACCCCCAACCCAAAUUACUGUCCUGGAAUGGGAAGAUGUAGAAGAGCCUGUCACUGUUAUAAAUGGUAAGGCUCUUGAUCAGGUUCUUGUGGCACAGCUUUGUGAUACGUGGGGGAAUCCUUCUCCUGAACCACUUAUUAAAGUUGUCCUGAUAAAGGACUCCGGCUUAAAGCUCUUGCCAUCGCCACAACAACAAAAGACUGAUGAAAAUGGUAGAGUGAACUUUGGCACAUUUCAGAUCUUUGCAGCAAGGGGAGAAUACACAUUGCAAGUUAAAGCCUUCAUUAAUAAAAGUACAUUGGAUGGUCCGGUAUUCAGAUUGAAUAUAGUACCAGAUCCUGAGAAACCUGUCAGCUUGCUUGUAGACUACGACAAAAAUGCAACUUUUGUUGCUGGUGGAAUUUUAACAGAAUUUGUGGUUAGUGUUGUUUCUGAAGAUGAUACUGUCAUGAGGACCAUCAGUCCAGCAGGACUUACCAUGAGAAUGUGGAGGGGACAGAGCUCCACUCAAAGACCUCCUGCCAAUGCCACUGUUCUGAACCGCAGCAAGAGCCGGGAGAGUGACAAAGAGGACUGCGUUUAUUUCAGGGAAAAAAUCAUUCCAGAACGGACAGGCUUGUACUCCAUUCAGUUUACAUACUCACAAGAGAAGUUACUCUACAGUCAGCAGAUUGUUUUCAGUGUGAUACCAGGUGAACCAGUGAAAUUAAUGCCAGAGGCACAGCCAGCCACUCCUGUGGUUUCAAAUGUCCGCAGUGUCACCAAUCGUACUUUGGUUAAGAAUUUGUGCCUAAAGAUCAUGGAUGCAUAUAACAAUGCGGCUGGUGAGAAUCUUGAUGGCAAGGUGUUAGCUACAAUUAAAAAUGCCAGUGAAGAUGAUGGUGAGAUUCCUCAGUUUCAGGGAAAAGUCAACUUUCUGGAGUUUGAACUCAAGCAAGGUUCUUCUUCUGUUUCAAAUAUGGUGCUGGCAGAAAAUAGUCCUGGCAGAGAUAGUGGUGAAUAUAUUCUGGUAUUUGAACCAAUUGUUUCAACAAAAGCCAAGAAGUACUCUUUGCCACCAUACAUUUUACCUUUUAUGUUUUACAACGAUUUUAAGAAACAACAGCAGAUGGCAACCUUGACCAAAGAAAAGGACCAGCUAUCUCAGUCCAUUGUUGCAUACAGGAGUUUGUUUGAUACGACCAACCAACUCAUCAGUGAGAUGAAAUGUCAAGCACAAGAGGCUGAAGAAAAGGAAUUUCACCUAAGAAAUGAACUUCAAAAACAGAAGGUCAAGUUUUCAGAGAUCAACACUCUCCAAGGUAUUGACGCAGUUCUGAAACUGAUGAUGGAGGACCGAGAGGUGAUGAUUAAAAAUCCCAGAAGAACAUGUUCUCUCCCUAAUUAUCCAAGGGGUAAUCAUGACAUUUUAGGCAAGAUUGCACACUUAACAAUGAUAAAGGAUGACGAAGUAGCCAAAGUUAUCUCUUGGCACAUGGCUAGUGACAUGGAUUGUGUGAUUACUCAUACCACUAGUACUGCACGACGUAUUUUCGAUGAAAGCCAAGGGCGCCAACAAGUAAUGCCCCUUGAUUCGAUAUACAGAAAAAAUCUUCCAGACUGGAACAGGCCUUUACCUCAUAUGAGAAAUGGAAAAUGCCAUUUCAACCCCUCCGGAAAUCCUAUAUUUGCUCGGGACCUACUUAUUUUUUCAGAAAACAUAGAUCACUGUCAAAUAGUAUUCGGGCUGCUUCUCGGAGAUACAAUUAUUCUGGACAACUUAAAUGCUGCUAAUCAGUAUCGAAAAGAGGUUGUGAAAAUCACACACUGCCCUACCUUGCUAACUAGAGAAGGAGACCGAAUCCGAAGCAAUGGGAAGUUUGGAGGCCUUCAAAACAAAGCUCCUCCAAUGGAAAAACUCAGAGGAAUGGUGUUCGGCGCUCCUCUCCCAGAGGCAUACCAUUCAUUGAAUUCACAAAUAGAACUUAUCCAACAGUAUCACUCUGCUAUGAUCAAGCUUACUAAUGUCAAAGAAGAACUAGAGCUACAACUUAAGUACAUUAGUUCACCAGAAAUGAACCUAAAGCACAAGGAACUGAAUGACCAAGAGAAUCAGCUCAAACAAAUUGAGCAGAAAAUAGGUAUGACUCCAACUGGACCACCUUCUGCACCCAAAGCAACAGCUCUGGAUUUAUCUGAAGGGCAGACACCAAGCAAAAGGAUGAGAAGAGAAAGUGCAAAGAAAACAUAUAGCUCAGAGGAAUGGGUUUCAGCACCUUUGAGGAAAACACAGCUCUAUUCAGAAUCUGGAUCAGAAACAAAUGGAAGUUCAUCAUCAUUAUCAAGGAAAAGAAAGGCUUAAAGCAAACAAGACAAGUUUUUAUACGGAUGGAAGUCAUAAGCAAUAGAAAUGCUUUUCAGCUGAAAUAAUGUAUAUAGUUUGAGUUUCAGAGAAAAUUGGGCAAUGUACGAAUGUUCUACAGAGAUUUUUAUCCGACAGUCAUAUUAAAGAAAUCUGUCAGCAGA